AUGGUUAUUUUUUUUUUGUUUUUGCUUUUUGCUUUUUGCUUUUUGAUUGUAUCUUCUCUAUCUUUUAUCAUUCAUCUUUUGAAUUUUGAACAGAAUGGACUUCUGUUUGCUGGCGGUGAGAACUGGAAUAUUACAGCACGGGACAUCAACAGUGGCAAAAUUGCAUACUGCAUUGACAAUGCGCAUUCUGCCCGUGUGAAAGGCAUCUUUGUACUUGCUAGGAAUGAUGGUGCUGCUGAUGAUACAUAUUUGUUGGUAUCAGCAUCAUCGGAUGGAGUUAUACGUGUUUGGGAUGUUCGCAUGGCUGUGAAGGAGAAGCCAAGUCCAUUGGCUGAGUUCAACACAAAAUCAAGGCUCACUUGUCUUGCUGGAACUUCUCUUAAAUCUCUUAAACGACCACAGAUGGCAAACAGUGUUCCAAAAGAAAAGCGUAAUAUAGCCAUGGAAGGAUCACCAGAUUAAUGAAUGCAGAAUGAGGAACUUAUCUCUAGGUUUUUAACAUCAGUAUCUCACGAUGUCACUCAGAAACAAAGUUCUAAUGAAAGUGUGUAAUUGGUUGGCUCCAAUUGAUCCAACAAUUCAAUUUUGACAACCGGAAAAGCCUGUUGAUGUUAAAUUCUUUUAGGUGUAUGUGUUCUUUGUUAGUGAUAUACAAAAAGAUCUGUUCCAUUUAGACAUUUUGCUGAAAGUUCUGAUAUAUAAAAGCAAGGAAAAUCUUAUUUA
Messenger RNA from Hevea brasiliensis (rubber tree), 723 nucleotides. RefSeq lists its product as uncharacterized. The coding region runs from base 1 to 462 and encodes 153 amino acids. The record is from RefSeq and is a predicted model, not a curated record. Gene Ontology annotation, molecular function: protein binding. The transcript is spliced from 3 exons. NCBI's taxonomy places the organism in Eukaryota, Viridiplantae, Streptophyta, Magnoliopsida, Malpighiales, Euphorbiaceae.